AUGGAGUCUAUUGUCAAAAGAAUCCAAGGCUCUUUAGCAGCCCAUCAAAGACAUAUUCAAAAUCUAAAGGAUGAAGGCUAUAUUGUAAUAGGUUAUGCUAGAAAGUUUCCAGCUACAAAUAGCAAUGACGAUCGUGUAAAUAUAUUACAAAAGAUGUGCCAGUUACUGAAGGAUAGAUCCUCUGUGGAUCAUGUUUUUGUCUCAAUAUGUUGUAAAGCAAGAGAUCCAUUUAAUGAAAGAGAAAAAAAAGAUAGCAAAUCAUUGGUCAAUUUGAAUGCAGACGGUGAAACUCAAGACAUGCUUAAUUGUAUUAUUGGAAACUCAAAAGUCUGUAUUGUUCCUCUUGAUUAUGCUGGUCUAACUACAAACACAACAGAUAUAAGUGAAUUUUUAAGGCAAAAUCAACAAGUUAAGAAGAUCAUUAUAGAUAAACUUCCACGUAGCAAUGAAGUGAUUUAA
This is a messenger RNA of Gilbertella persicaria, 459 nucleotides long. RefSeq lists its product as uncharacterized. The record is from RefSeq and is a predicted model, not a curated record. NCBI's taxonomy places the organism in Eukaryota, Fungi, Mucoromycota, Mucoromycetes, Mucorales, Choanephoraceae. The transcript is spliced from 4 exons. Bases 1 to 459 code for a protein of 152 amino acids.